This is a messenger RNA of Monoraphidium neglectum, 1269 nucleotides long. RefSeq lists its product as hypothetical. The coding region runs from base 1 to 1269 and encodes 422 amino acids. The transcript has 2 exons. Gene Ontology annotation, biological process: regulation of post-transcriptional gene silencing. NCBI's taxonomy places the organism in Eukaryota, Viridiplantae, Chlorophyta, Chlorophyceae, Sphaeropleales, Selenastraceae. The record is from RefSeq and is a predicted model, not a curated record.
AUGGUGCCGCAGGGCCGGCCCAGCGCUGCCGCGGACGGCGUCAUCGGCGGCGGUCGUGGCGUCGGGGAUGACGCGGACGAGGCUGCUGCGCUGGGGGUGGCCGCGUGGGAGGGGCUGCAGGAGCUGUGCAGGUGCCUGGCUGACAGGGACGCCUCGGUCUCAUCAAAGGGCGUCGUGCAGCCGCUGCUGUCCGCGGCGGCGGCUCUGGCCGACCGCCUGCCGCUGCUGCCGCCGCUGCAGCCGGGGCAGGUCCUGCUGCUCCUGGGGGAGGCCGCGGCGACGGCUUCGGCAGAGGGCAGCGGCCGGGGACCCCAGGAGCAGGCGCAGGCUGCCACCAGCAGCACGGGCAGCCCCAGUGACAGCAGCGGCGCCGUGGACGGGAGUGGUGCCCGCACCGCAGAGGAGGCGCUCGGGCCGGGCCUGAGUCGUGGCGAGUGGCACGUGUGGCGCGCGGCGCUGCGGUGCCUGCGUCGGCUGAAGCAGGAGCAGGCGGCCGCGUUAGCAGCGGUGGACGCGCCGGCUGGCGGCGCCGCCAACGGCAGCACGCCCAGCCGGGCGCAGCUGCUGCGGGCGCAGCUGCGCUGCCUGCUGGUGCUCAACGGACUGCUGAGCUGGCGGGAGCUCACGCCCUGCCGCGCCCUCAUCAUCAACGGUGACGGCAGCCCACCAUGCCCACCCAGCCCGGCGGGCGCGCAUGAGCAGGGUGCGCUGGCUGCGCUCGCGCCGCUGGUCGCCUCCGCAUCGUGCCGGGCGCCGCAGGCCGCGCGCGCGCAGCUGCUGCAGGAGGCGCUCCACGCGGCGCGCCUGGCCGCCGCGCCGGGCGGCGCGCUCGGCCUGGCGGCGGCGAUGGUGGCGGCGUGGCACGCAGGCGGUGCCGCCGACGGUGGCGGCGGCGGCGGCAGCGGUGGCGGCGCCGUGCUGGUGGUGGAUGCAGCGCUGUUUUGCAGCGACAGCAGCAGCAGCAGCAGCAGCAGCAGCAGCAGCAGCAGCAGCAGGGAGGGGGAUGGCUGCGAUGUCAGCGCCGCGCUGGAAGGCCUGGCGCACACGCUGCCCGCGCUGUGCACGCUGCCUGCCUGGGCGCCCUCCGCCGACGGCGUCGCCUCCGGCCUGCUGGCCGCCGCGCGGCUGCCGGGCGUGCGGGCGCGUGCGCGGGCGGCGGCGGGGCGGGCGGUGCUGGCGGUGAGGCAGCGGCUGCAGGGGGCGACGUGGGAGGCGGUUGCAUCCGACCUAGCCGGGGCAUGCCCAGCGGAGCAGGCUGCGCAGCCGUGA